AUGAGUAUGACUUACAGUGGUCCCAAAGUUUUAACCAUUGUUCUAUCACGGGAACACGGCUAUGCUGCUGGUGUAGCAUUGUCAUCAUGGUUUGUCUUACAAUACAUGGGUAUUAAUGUAAUGAAAGCUCGUCAAAGAUAUAAUGUUGAAUAUCCAGCACUGUAUGCACCUGAAUCUAGUCCUCAAGGCAAAGCAUUUAAUUGUGUUCAACGUGGACAUCAAAAUACAUUGGAGAAUUAUCCAGAAUUUCUUCUUAUGCUAGGUUUAGGUUCCAUCCAAUACCCACUUGUUUCAUCAAUUGGUGGAGUUGUUUGGUUACUUGGACGUAUAGUCUAUUUUCAUGGUUAUUCAUCUGGUCAACCAGAAAAACGUAACUAUGGUGCCUUUGGCUACAUUGGAUUAUUCACAAUGAUGGGUUGUACUCUCAGAACCAUUUAUAAUCUUCUUCGUCGUUAA
Messenger RNA from Rotaria sp. Silwood1, 456 nucleotides. The record is from the annotation of a GenBank genome assembly. NCBI's taxonomy places the organism in Eukaryota, Metazoa, Rotifera, Eurotatoria, Philodinida, Philodinidae.